This is a messenger RNA of Asterias rubens (European starfish), 3156 nucleotides long. RefSeq names its product NAD kinase-like. Bases 643 to 1923 code for a protein of 426 amino acids. The transcript is spliced from 12 exons. Gene Ontology annotation, molecular function: NAD+ kinase activity. The record is from RefSeq and is a predicted model, not a curated record. Gene Ontology annotation, biological process: NADP+ biosynthetic process; NAD+ metabolic process. NCBI's taxonomy places the organism in Eukaryota, Metazoa, Echinodermata, Asteroidea, Forcipulatida, Asteriidae.
UGGGGUCUAUGCAGGGGUCUAUGCAGGGGUCUAUGCAUGGGUCUAGGACGGAUUACUGUUCAUUGUAAUGUACCUGUGAUGAAAUGUAGGGGGGAGAAAUAGCCACUGAUGUCAUUGUACUGGACAUUGAACACAGGAUGAGCCCAAGCAGAGCAGCAUUGUUGACCACUCAUUGAUGACAGCACACCUACACUGUACCUUUGAUGAGUUAUUGUGGCAGGGACAGUCCCUGCAUUAUGAUAUACCCGGAACUGUGACAUUUCUGCUGGUUGGCCUUCCACAUGUACGAGCACAGUGUAUAAUCUCUGUGUAUAGAGUAUCGGAGUACAGUAUAGUUUUGCAUUAGAGAAUUUGUUAAUAAGUUAAUUAGGUAAUAAGUAACAGAGCAUACUGAGGACUGCCGAGCUCUGUAUAGUCCAUUCCAUGUGUUACAUUCAUAAUGUACAAUUUGUGUACAGUCGUUCUUCUUGUAACUUCUUGUAACGGUCAUGUAGUUUGAGUGCAGGAGGAGUCUCAGAUAACCAAGGUGGGAUUUGUCAUGGAGGCCACAUGCUCUCAUAGCAUAGCCCGUAGUAAGACAUGCGGCUUACGUAGGAGAAGACAUUUUGACGCCGUCCGGUGUUUUUGCAAGUCGUCACCACGAUGCAGUUCAACAGUCGCUGUUCGGCGUCUUGCAUGGAUAGCUGUUGUGAGCGAUGUGGGGAAGAGUUUUCCGAUUGUGUAUGCACUACUUGUACAAGGCGCACACGUUCCAUCAAUGCACCUUCACCCUCUCCGUCGUUCGGGCCUAAGGCACACCUGAAGAAAGUGCCUCCUUCUCAGAUCAUGCAUGUGACUGACCCAUCGAGCCAGCAGCUAGCAUGGAAUUCGAGCCCCCUCUCCGUUCUGAUCAUCAAGAAAAUCAUGGACGACAGCGUCCUGGGUCCCUUCAAGGAACUCUCAAGGUGGCUCUCAGAGGAGAAGAAUUUGGUGAUUUUUAUCGAGUCCAAGGUGUUUGACGAUGAGGAUUUGUUGAAUGAUAAAGAAUUUGCUCCGGUAAGAGCUAAGAUGAAGAGCUUCAAGGAAGGUUGCGAUUUGAGUAACAAAGUAGAUUUCAUUCUCUGCCUCGGAGGGGACGGGACGCUCCUCUAUGCUUCAUCUCUCUUCCAGGAGGCCAGUGUACCUCCAGUCAUGGCGUUCCAUCUAGGCUCGCUGGGGUUCUUGACCCCAUUUGAGUUUGAUGACUUCAAGGAGUCGGUCAACUCACUUUUAAAAGGAGACACAGCAGUUACACUGAGGAGUCGCUUGAAGUGUCUGAUCUUCGACAGCUCUGAAAUUCCCAACGGCUUUGACAACGAUCGCAAUAAUGACCACCGAAUCAUACCAAAGCCCAAGACAUCAGACCCACCAAACCUCAAGUUCAAAUUCCAGGUGCUAAACGAUGUUGUAAUAGACAGAGGGUCGUCACCAUACCUCUCGAAUCUUGAUCUCUUCCUAGAUGGUCGGCAUGUCACAACGGUCGCGGGGGAUGGUCUGAUUAUAUCCACGCCUACUGGGAGUACAGCGUACGCUGCUGCAGCUGGUGCAGCCAUGAUGCACCCCAAUGUACCAGCCAUUCUCAUUACUCCAAUCUGCCCACACACAUUGUCUUUCAGGCCCAUAGUGGUCCCCGCCGGAGUGGAACUCAGGGUCAUGGUUUCACCAGAUGCUCGUCACACUGCUUGGGUUUCUUUGGAUGGAAGGAAUCGGCAAGAAAUCCACAAAGGAUGGUGUCUGCGAAUCACAACGUCAGUCUUCCCUGUGGCGUCCAUCUGCAGUAGUGACCAGAUCAGUGAUUGGUUUGACGGACUACAGGAAUGCUUACACUGGAACGCCAGGCGUCAGCAGAAGGCGUUGAAGGAACCAAAGAAGAACAAGAACAGUAAACAGAGCGAAAAUAUUUAAAUCAGGCAGGAAUUAAUUUUUCAGGUUUAUUUGGUUUUAUCGUUGAGAACGGUCUGUACUUGGUGGUAUGUUGAAAUCCAUCAUGGCAUUAACAACUGUGAGACGCUAGUGUAACCAUUUCACAAAAGGCAAUAUUUGAACAUCUUUGGCCGCCAUUUUGUUCAUAUCUGGCACAUAAUUGUUUUUUCACAUCUCCGUGCACCUUCAGAGCUUCUUCAGCUUUUCUUGAAAGAGGCAACAGACUAGCCACCACAGAGAUGAAAAGACUUGGCCAUUUUUUAUGACCAGGGUCCAUUUCAUAGAGCUAUCUACAUAAGUACAACAAAUUUAAGUUUUAGUUUUUUUGUUUGUUUAUAUUUCAAACAAACAACUUUAAGAAUGUGCCUCUUAAAUUCAUAAGCAGGUAGAGAUGUUUCUUAAUUUUACGCACAUCAAUUAGUGAAUCAAAUUUUUGUUUUGAAAUUAAGUUUGUUAAUUUUACUUUAGAGGUGGGAAGAGAACAUUUUUAUUAACAUUGUUUCAGUUUUUGAUACAAAAAAUUAAGUCAACAUUAUACUUCAAACAUUCAAACAUGUGGAAAGCCACUAUGAUGAAGACCACAAUAAUGAACUUUCGAAUGCACAUGAAACUAGACAAUUCGCUCCCGCAUUGUGUUUGCUCUCUUACUUGGAGUCACACUAAAAAGUGCACUUGUUUUUAACGAUGCGAGUAAUUUCAAAUAGAAAGUUGGAUUGCUAGCCAUAGUUAACCAUACAUGUAGACAAUCUGCAUUGGUGAACGCUCUUAUAUAGACUCCAUUUAAGGAUGGGUCAAGAUGUUAUGUGUUGACUUCCGAAUCAGGCAAAUCAGGCAAAGACUCCUGCCCACAAGUUUACUAUUAUCUAGAAGUCAGAAACUGUCAUACUAAAAUACAAUAGUGUCGCUCGUUGUUAACCAUUUUGAAUAUGGAUCGUUUAACGCUUUUGUAAAUUUUAUAAUUAAAAAAAUAAUAAUAUUCCUAAAGUUUUGAACUAAAUACUCUAUUUUUUUCUUCUUGUUAACCGUCUUUUUAUGUUUAUAAUUGUAACUGUGAGAUUUAUAGACACAAAAAAACGCUAUUUGAAUAUGUUUUGUAAAUAAUAUUAUAUAUAUUCUCUUUUCGGGGUACAUAUCACUAUUGCACUUAAAGCCAUUGGACACUUUCGGAACAGAAAAAAAAUAAAAAAUUCACAGAUUUACAAAUAACUUACAGGG